AUGAAAUUAUCCCCACAUGAAUAUGUCCCCAUAAUUCUUUUAAGAAAUUUAAGUCCACCAAAAUUAUGCAAUGGUACUCGGCUCAAAGUAGUUGCUCUUCAGAGACAUGUGGUUGAGGCAGAGAUACUUACCGGUUGCGGUGCGGGUGAGAAAGUUUUUAUUCCACGAAUACCGAUUAUUCCGAAUAACUUUCCGUUUCGUUUUAAACGGAUCCAACUGCCGGUCAGUGUUUGCUUUGCAAUGACGAUAAAUAAGGCACAGGGUCAAACGCUACGCAGAGUAGGCGUUGACCUUACGAACAGCUGCUUUUCACAUGGGCAGCUCUAUGUCGCAAUGUCGCGUAUCAGCGAUCCCACUAAUUUGUUUAUUUUAGCACCACAAAACAAAACGGCGAACGUUGUUUAUGAAGAGGUCCUUUGUUAA
Messenger RNA from Parnassius mnemosyne (clouded apollo), 423 nucleotides. Lineage: Eukaryota; Metazoa; Arthropoda; Insecta; Lepidoptera; Papilionidae. The record is from the annotation of a GenBank genome assembly.